AUGCCGCCAAAAGCACCUGGACGUGGUGCUCCAGCAUCAAGAAGACCAGGUGUCGCUUCAACACGCGACGACGAACCAGGACCGGAACCCGCAAAUUCCUCUACUGCGCCAGCAGCAACGUCGCCUUCUACACGCCCGCAGGUCCAGCGUCUACAGUCAUUGAAUAGGCGUACGCCCGGAGGGAGUAUAGGACCUAGAGGAUCAGGGCUGGGGCAGCAGCCAAAGCCAGUGCUAAAAUUUCAACCACGCACAUCAGCUCGACGUGCCAAAGAAGAGCGAGAUGCGUUGCAGAAAUUGGAAGCAGAGAGGAACCGGCAAAGAUUAUCAGAAGCAGCAGCAAUUCAACGAGCGCAACUAGGAAGGGCUGCAAGAGCACGAGGCACAUUCCGUGGACGCGGGGGGACACAUGGAGGGUUUGGAGGAAGUAAACGAGGUGCUCGGUUUGACAGUGCUCGACCCAGUAUCUCACGCUACAAUACACCAACUGGUGGGCAGUCAUCUGCGGAUCACUCAUCGGAUGAGGAUGAGACGACUCUUAGCAUGAACAUAGAACACAUAAACCUUGACGACGAUGAUAGCGAAGAUGAAGUGGUGAAGGAUCGGAAGGGUAAAAAGGCCAUCAAGUCCAGGUCCCGAAGGAGCGGGCCACGACCUAUUCGCGUGGAGCGACAUAAACACGAGGAACGUGUUGUUAGUGUCAAUACCGAAGCUAGCUCUACUAUUUCGGCGGGAUUACGGAGUCAAGACCAGGAAGACGAGGAGUCAGACAAUGAGCUGUUCUUGAGCGAAGAGCCUGGAACCAAAGUCAAGCGGGAGCCCACGGACGGCGAUGUGUCCAUGGCAGAUUUGCCCCAUGCCCGCGCAGAAUUUGACGAGACACCUUUACCCCCGCAGACAGUGAAGGCUAGAAAGCAGGUUGCAAUUAGAGAUCCUCGAAGCCUGUUACAAACAAAAGAGGAAAUUGAUGAGUAUGAUCGGCAUCUUGAUGAUCUCGAAACCCUCAAGGAGAUUUUGACCCCCAGUGAACGAGUGCCUGUGAAGAAGGCAGCCGAGGCCACGGAAAAUGAUGAUACAGAACCUAAGCAAGCCGCAAAAGAGGAAAAAGAAGAAGAAGAAGAAGAAGAACAGCCUGAUAAGAAUGAUGGGCGCUUGUUCUUGAUUCAGUUCCCGCCAUUGACGCCUAAUUUAGUUGUCCCCGGCGUCGGAGAGCAAGGGGUGGUGGAUCUGGAAGAUGAAAUCGCCCAGGAUGUCGCCACAGGGGGAAACGCCGGCAUAGGAGAACCUGAAGUGAAGCGAGAAGCGGACGAAGAUGAACAAGAGGACAAGAAAAGAGUCACAUUAGAGCCUCCAGGGAAACUCCUGACUGCGACACAGCGGCAGAUUCCAGCCGGCCGGGUCGGAAAACUGCAUCUUCACAAGUCAGGCCGGGUGACUCUUGACUGGGGUGGGAUUUCCUUUGAGAUGGACAAGGGGGCGAGUGUGAACUUUGUCCAGGAGGCGUUGAUUGCAUCGACUCCAGCAACGGAUGAAGAUGGCGAGGAACGAUAUGUAUGGGCCAUGGGGCAACUCAGCGAGAAAUUCAUUGCUAGCCCAGAGUGGGACAAGCUCUUGUAG
Talaromyces atroroseus is the source of this 1614-nucleotide messenger RNA. RefSeq lists its product as hypothetical. NCBI's taxonomy places the organism in Eukaryota, Fungi, Ascomycota, Eurotiomycetes, Eurotiales, Trichocomaceae. Gene Ontology annotation, cellular component: RNA polymerase III complex. Bases 1 to 1614 code for a protein of 537 amino acids. The record is from RefSeq and is a predicted model, not a curated record. Gene Ontology annotation, molecular function: DNA binding. Gene Ontology annotation, biological process: transcription by RNA polymerase III. The transcript has a single exon.